Vombatus ursinus (common wombat) is the source of this 3369-nucleotide messenger RNA. RefSeq names its product Smad nuclear interacting protein 1 (gene SNIP1). Gene Ontology annotation, molecular function: protein binding; mRNA binding. The record is from RefSeq and is a predicted model, not a curated record. Bases 1 to 1272 code for a protein of 423 amino acids. NCBI's taxonomy places the organism in Eukaryota, Metazoa, Chordata, Mammalia, Diprotodontia, Vombatidae. The transcript has 4 exons. Gene Ontology annotation, cellular component: nucleus. Gene Ontology annotation, biological process: miRNA processing.
AUGAAGGAGGCGAAGCCCGAGCGGGAGCGGAGGCAGCGGCGGCGGCGCCGGCGGCGGCGGGAGGACGAGGACGAGCCGGGGGAAGCGGCGGGGAACGAGGUGCUGGUGCCAGAUCUGUCGCUGGUGAAGCAGGAGCGGCGCAGCCCGACCCCCGCGUCCCGCUCUCACCGGCCCCGGUCGCGGGCCCGGCGCGGCUCCUCGGGAAGUCCGAGCCCGGCGCCGGAGGAGGAGGCGCCGCUGCCGACCCCGGCCUCGGCCCCGCGAGCCCGCGGCGCUCGUGCCUCCGGCGACCGCGCCGGCAGCUGCAGCAGAUCUCCAACCAAAAGGAAAAACAAGUCCUUUGGGAGAAGAAGCAGAUCUCCUCGGAGUAAGAGAAGCCGUAGCCCUCACCAUCCCGUAGUCAAGGUGAAGCAGGAACGUGAAAGUGAAAACCGUCCCCGGAGAGGAAGAGAUGAAAGGCAACACAGGGAGCAAUCCGAACAAGAACACAGGCGGGAGAGAAAUGGUGAUCGGGACAGACACCAUAGUCAUUCUAACCAGAGGAAGACUGCCAGUGAGAGGCCUAGUGGUGGGCGAAAUCGAGAUGCCCAGAACCUACAGGAACAAGAAGCAGAAAGAGAGUUUUAUAAUUCUCGGCGACGGGAGCGUCGCCAGAAGAAAGAUGCAGGUGGCAGCAGUGAUGAGAAUCAGGAAAUUGUUCUUCAGUCUGCCGGUGGCCACAGUAAAGGAAAAGACCCACCAAAUAAAGAGAAACCCAGCUUUGAACUGUCAGGGGCACUCCUUGAGGAUACCAACAUGUUCCGGGGUGUGGUAAUAAAGUAUAGUGAGCCUCCAGAAGCACGGAUCCCAAAGAAACGCUGGCGCCUUUACCCCUUUAAGAAUGAUGAGGUGCUCCCUGUCAUGUAUAUCCACAGACAAAGCGCUUAUCUUCUGGGCCGACACCGGCGAAUUGCAGAUAUUCCUAUUGACCAUCCCUCCUGUUCAAAGCAGCACGCAGUAUUUCAGUAUCGGCUUGUAGAAUACACCCGUGCUGAUGGAACAGUUGGCCGAAGGGUAAGGCCGUAUAUCAUCGACCUUGGCUCAGGCAAUGGGACCUUCUUGAACAACCAGCGCAUUGAGCCACAGCGUUACUAUGAACUAAAGGAGAAGGAUGUGCUCAAAUUUGGGUUCAGUAGCAGGGAAUACGUACUGCUUCAUGAGUCUUCAGACACCUCUGAGGUGGAUAGAAAAGAAGAUGAGGAUGAGGAGGAGGAGGAAAUAUCUGACAGCUAGCAAAUUCAGAAGAAGCUCCUGUAGCUGUUAAGAGAAUUUUUCCUUUGUGGAAGGCCUGAACUUGGGAUUUAAAGAGCAGAGCAGCACUCCCUGGUGCCUCUUAUUGCCUUAAGUCUUUCCUCUGUUGCUGAUCAGCUUAUGUUAAAAUUUAAGAAAUUUGAUAAUUUGUGUUUUUGGUUGAACUUAUUUCUGUGAUCUGUUAGCCACACAAGUGUGGACAUUUGCUUUCAGAAUAAUUUCACCAAUAACAGUCGUCCAUUGUGUGUAGUAGAAGCAUGAUGGCGUGGCAUGAGUUGGUGCUCUGGAAACUAUUGCCUGGUAACUGUAGACCCUUGGUUAAAAAGAGAAACAUGGCAUGUUCUCUUUGUACAGCUAUUUGCUUUGUACAGUGACUUUUUAAGAAAUAUGGACCAGCAGUUUUUCAUGUUUUAUUUUUUGUAAAUACCUAGACAGAGAAUUUGGCCCAAGUUUUGGUUGUCAGCAGAACAGACCCUCCCAUUGUAUACUCUGAAGCUUCAAUCCAGUUAACACUGAAUCAUAGAAAUCUGUUUCAUUAUUUAGGUCUUUGGGGAUGAGAAUUUCACGACACAUAUGACUUUACUGACUGCUUAUAUGCAGACAAAUGUUGGGUGCUGAUGAAAUACAUGACAGAGCAGUAAAAUCAUGGCUAUUUUGAGGAAGAGAUUAAAAUGGUCCAUGGAUCUAUUUCUUACAUAAGAGGAUACUGUAUUUCCCAAGUAGCUUGGGUCUGUCAUUAAUUUGGGUUUUCUUGUCUGUUUAACUGCUUUGCAUUUAUUAUAAUACCACUUUUUUCUCCUAAUUCAUAGCAUCACUUGUGUGGAAGGAUUGCCUCAGAUGUUGGGAGCAGUCUGUUCAUUUUAACUAGAUUUGUGUGUGCUGGAAAUUUUUUUUCUGCUUGUAUUUUUUAAUAUCCUGAAAGGCCAUGUCUGUCAUCUUUUCCCCACCACAAGCAGGGAGGAGCUGAGGCAAGGGAAAUACCUAUUUACUAAUCUUCCCCAAGUCAAAUAUGUGUGCGUCGAAUUUUGUCUGUGUACAUAUGAUGUAUAUAUAAAUUGGAUGUGAGUAUGUGGGGGUGGUGGCUGGAGGUGUAUACUACAUGCAUCUGAGUGGGUUUUUUUUGUAAUGUAAAUGGAAUACUACAUUAUGAGUAAAGGCAUAGCUCACCCUGUUAUUUGAAUAGCAGGAUCUCAUUUAUAUGUAGUUUGGGAUCACACAAUAAAAGAAUUUGUAAAUGUAGCCCUACUCAGCCCCAAAGUGUAAUACUUUUCUAGUAUAAAAGUUUUUGAUAUUUUUUGUUUUUUAAAAAGGUUUAAGUUUUUAAAUUUUUUUUUGAAGUAGAAAUGAAUGAUAAUUGAGAGGGGAAAGAGGUGGGAACACAACUGACAAUCUGAACUAAAUUCCAGAUCACUAAUCCAUAUAAAUGAGUGUUGAGCAUUUUGAAGCAUCAGUGCUUUCUAAAUUGGGAGCGAAAUGUUUAUCCUUACCAGUGAGUGUAAAGAAGCUUUUGUGUAUGCUAUGUAUAUUUGGCUCUGUAUAAACCAAGGCCUGAUUAUUCAGUUGAUGGAUUAUCUGUGCCCUUCCUCUCUUCACCUCCCAUAGGGCCUUGCUAUUUCAAUCUACGCAAACACCGCUACCAGAAUGUUGGCUAGGGAAAGAAAAAGAAAAAUGGAAAGUCAAUCAAUUUUGCUAUUAAUUAGUUCUUAGGUUGAAAUGUAUGAAACUUUGAGAUAAUCUCUGCAUGUGGUUAUUUAUCCCUGCUUUUCUCCCAAUGUAUCUUGUUAUGGAUGAUGUUCAGACAGCUGACCAAUGCUGACCACUGGUAUGUGGUGACACGGAGUGGGGUUUAAUGUUCGUUGUUCAGCUUGGGCGACAAAAAGCCUUGGAAAACACCUGAGAUUUUGUGGAAAUUUAGUAAGUUUAAAAUUUAAAGAGGCAAAAACUUAGCAAUUUGCAGUUUGUUCCCCUAGGUCUUUGUCUCUAGUGACUUUCCCAGCUACUACAUGCUUAGUGUCCACUAUCCAAUGUACGUAUGUAUGUAUAGAACCUGAUUUUAUGUUUUUAAAUUUUCUUUGAAAC